Molecule: messenger RNA, 1089 nt
Organism: Penicillium verrucosum
Lineage: Eukaryota; Fungi; Ascomycota; Eurotiomycetes; Eurotiales; Aspergillaceae
Exons: 3
Coding region: 1-1089 (362 amino acids)
Source: RefSeq, a predicted model, not a curated record
AUGCAGGAGCAGAAGUCCCGACCCUGUGCUGACCUGCUAAUAUUGCAGCGGAACAAAGUGGACGAAGGCGAUUGGCGACAAACGCGGCGGGCGAACUUCCACCUUGAAGAUCCAAACGACCUUUCUGAUACCAUCCCUGCUUGGUCUAAGAUUUGUAUUAUUGUCGCCGAUUCUACUGAGAUUGAGAGAUGCUCGCAAUGUCGACAAGCCUUUGUCGAUGCUUUUUAUACCUGGUCCAAAUUCGCCGUGAAAAAGGUAGACCAUGAUACCAGAUUCAAGUGGUAUCAUACAAAUAUCUUCACACGAUGGUUGCCAUCAACUAAUCAAACUGUGGUCCUCGCCUUCGAUCUCGACCCGCCCAUCAAAGAACGUUUCCUGAGAGCAGUGAUGAAACCUGAUGAAAGCUGGCUCAACGAUCCAUUCUGGGUCUACCCACAUUUAGUCGAGCAGAUUGCGCUUAUUCAGGAGCCCUCUGUAUGGGGUAUCCGAGAUCAUGUCCGGUUGACAGAGACAGAAGGGAAACCAGAAGGGAGACCACAACCUGACUACAGACGACUCCACGAUAUCGCCCGACAUGCAAUUCAUGUGAACGAAACACUCGACGUUGCUUUGCAAAACCUAGAGCACAUCUUGACGCAACAUGAGAGCUAUACAAAUUCGAACCCAGAUAAUGCCACUCCUGCUUCCGAAGACAUCCAUCUUCGUCUGCGAUCCUGGCAGUCUUUCAUUGCCAACUUACGAUCUCGGUCCAUUUCAAAUGAAAAGAGACUGCAGAAUGAAAUCCAGCUGGCCUUUAAUACAGUGGCUCAGCAUGAUGCGAGUGUUACUCUUGAAAUUGGUCGAGCAACCCAAUUGGACAGUGCCACCAUGAAAACGAUCGCCUUUGUUACACUUACGUUCCUUCCUCCUACCUUCAUCUGCGCUAUCUUCAGCAUGUCAUUUUUUGAUUUCGGCGGGGAUUCCGGCUGGACUAUGUCGAACAAGUUCUGGAUUUACUGGGUCUUCGCUAUACCAACCACUGUCUUUACAACUCUAGUAUGGACUUAUUGGCCGAAUAUCCGUCGCAUGUUGUUUUCCAAAAUUGAAUGA